UGGGCGCUGCUGGCAAAGCCGACGGGGCGGAGAGGAGCGCGGCGGGAGGAGGAGGAGUAGGAGCAGGGGGCUGGUCAAGGGAAGUGCGACGUGUCUGCGGAGCCUUUUUAUACCUCCUGCUCGCGAGUCUGGAAGCAGCAGCCGCCGCCUCGCGUCUCGGCUCCCGGGAGCGGCUCCGAGCUCCAGCGCGCCGCGCUCCGCCAAAGCCAGCCAGCAUGUCGGGGGUCAAGAAGCAGAAGACGGAAAAUCAGCAAAAGGCCACCAAUGUCGUCUAUCAAGCCCACCACGUGAGCAGGAACAAGAGAGGACAGGUGGUUGGAACAAGGGGAGGGUUCCGAGGAUGCACUGUGUGGUUGACAGGUCUUUCUGGUGCUGGAAAGACAACAGUAAGUUUUGCUCUGGAAGAAUACCUGGUCUCCCAUGCCAUCCCUUGCUACUCCCUUGAUGGGGACAAUGUCCGUCAUGGCCUUAACAAGAACCUCGGAUUCUCUCCUGGUGACAGAGAAGAAAAUAUCCGCCGGAUUGCCGAGGUGGCCAAGCUGUUUGCCGAUGCUGGUCUGGUCUGCAUCACCAGCUUCAUUUCUCCUUUCUCCAAGGAUCGAGAGAAUGCCCGCAAAAUCCAUGAAAUGGCUGGACUGCCAUUCUUUGAAAUAUUUGUAGAUGCGCCUCUAAACAUUUGUGAAAGCAGAGAUGUGAAAGGCCUCUACAAAAAGGCCAGAGCUGGGGAGAUCAAAGGAUUUACUGGUAUUGAUUCGGAUUAUGAGAAACCUGAAGCUCCAGAGCUUGUGCUUAAAACCAACUUGUCCUCAGUGAAUGACUGUGUCCAGCAGGUAGUGGAACUUUUACAAGAACAGAGCAUUGUCCCCCAUACUAUAAUCAAGGGCAUCCAUGAACUCUUUGUGCCAGAAAACAAACUGAGUCAAGUUCGAGCUGAGGCUGAAACUCUCCCUACAUUAGCAAUUACUCAGCUGGAUCUUCAGUGGGUCCAAGUUUUGAGUGAAGGCUGGGCCACUCCACUCAAAGGUUUUAUGCGGGAGAAGGAGUACCUGCAGGUUAUACACUUUGACACCCUGCUAGAUGAUGGAGUGAUCAACUUGAGCGUUCCCAUCGUUCUCCCUGUCUCUGCGGAUGACAAGACACGGCUGGAAGGGUGCAGCAAGUUUGUCCUGACUCACGGUGGGCGGAAGGUGGCUAUCUUACAAGAGCCAGAAUUCUAUGAGCAUAGAAAAGAAGAGCGUUGCUCCCGUGUGUGGGGGACAGCAUGUGCAAAACACCCCCAUAUCAAAAUGGUGAUGGAAAGUGGGGAUUGGCUGGUUGGUGGAGACCUUCAGGUGCUGGAGAGAAUAAAAUGGAAUGAUGGAUUGGACCAAUACCGCCUGACACCACUGGAGCUCAAGCAGAAAUUUAAAGAAAUGAAUGCUGAUGCGGUGUUUGCAUUCCAGUUGCGAAAUCCUGUCCACAAUGGCCAUGCUCUGUUGAUGCAGGACACCCGCCGCCGGCUCCUGGAGAGAGGGUAUAAGCACCCAGUCCUCCUGCUCCACCCUCUGGGUGGUUGGACCAAGGAUGAUGAUGUGCCCUUGGACUGGCGGAUGAAGCAGCACGCAGCUGUGCUGGAGGAAGGAGUCCUGGAUCCCAAGUCAACCAUCGUUGCCAUCUUCCCAUCUCCCAUGUUAUACGCUGGCCCCACAGAGGUCCAGUGGCACUGCAGGUGCCGGAUGGUUGCUGGGGCAAAUUUCUACAUUGUGGGCCGAGACCCUGCAGGAAUGCCCCACCCUGAGACCAAGAAGGACUUGUAUGAACCCACUCACGGGGGCAAGGUCUUGAGCAUGGCCCCUGGCCUCACCUCUGUGGAAAUCAUCCCAUUCCGAGUGGCUGCCUACAAUAAAACCAAAAAAGCCAUGGACUUCUAUGACCCAGCAAGGCACAACCAGUUUGACUUCAUCUCAGGAACUCGUAUGAGGAAGCUGGCCCGGGAAGGAGAAAAUCCCCCUGAUGGCUUCAUGGCCCCCAAAGCAUGGAAAGUGCUGACAGAUUAUUACAGGUCCCUGGAGAAGAACAACUAGCUGGCCUUCAGCUCCAGAGUUUCUUACUGAAGUGCUCUUUGAUUGCCUUUUCUAUUUUUGUGAUUAGAUGCUUUAUAUGCAAUUGCUUCUCAGUGACUGAUUUCUAAAGUUAGGAUUUUAUAAAAUUGUGUCUGUAAUUUAAAGUCAACUUCAAUAUAUAUUUAAAAAAAAAGUCACACUGAAAUCCUGGCAGGUGUAAGCAAUAUUAUUUCAGAAUAAAAUUAUGCAUCUGCGCAGGUAGGUCCUAGAUUUCCUAAAACUUGGAUCAUGUGUCUAGUUUACUGGCCAAAACAUAAGGCCUAUUUUCCAGGUUAAGUCUUGACACCCCACACUCUCCCCAUGUCAUACCAGUAGUAAAAUAAAUCAGUAAGAUGAACAGCCUUUUCUAUACAAUUGGCUGAGUCUCACCCUAAAUGAGGUGUGGUUCAUGUCAAGAUUCUUGCUAAUAAUUCGUCCCAAGUCUGUAUACAGCUUAACUGCCCAGUCUCUUGUGUGCUGAACAACGAUCUGACUGGAGAAAACAAAUGUGUGAAAUGUGAAUGUAAUCUCAGAGACCUGUACAACCUACUUCUACCACAAAGAUGUCUUAAUGCCCUUCCACGAAUAACAUAACUCCAGUUAAACAGUGACUUUUAACUCGGUAGCAGAGUGCUCUGAGAAGAUACAUGCCAUGUUCAAUCUGGUCAGGUUCCGGAAAGUUCCCUCCUCUCCUCUUUGCUGUGGUCACUGUGCUCCUUGAGCCAGGCUAUGCCCACUGAUUGCUUACAUCAGCUGUAGCCAAGAAUAACUCACAGUAUCAGACUAAAGCUCGUGGGAAACAAUGAAUCCAACCAUUGAAAUACAUUGUUUUGUGAGCUGCUGGGUACUGUAACAAAACAGUUACUGGAAGUAAUGGUGGCGGAACAAACAUCCUACCACCUGCCUCCCAGUCUGGUGCUGUCUAUACCACACAACACAGGAGAGGGUCAGACUCCUCAGAUGCUUUACCAAAGCUCCCUGAACAUCAGGCACCUACAAAGCAGUCUUCUUAGACGCUGGAAGGUCCAGAGUUUUCUAAACCCAAUUGAUCUUUUGCAGUUGAAAACAACACAUUCCCCAAGAUUCAUGCUGUUGAGACAUCCAGCCUUUAAAUUCUUUGCUUCCUGAGUGGCUCUCUUUUAUCCUUUAUGUAUAAUUCUUGUUCCUAAGAAAAAUAUGAAGAAACCAAUAGCUUUUGUACGUAGGUCUCUCUGGAAGAGGCUUAAACUGGAAAGAGAAAACUGUGAUUUUUUUUUCAUAUUCUCAGAUUUAAAGGAAAAGCUCUUAGCUAAUGAAAGUUCUUUUGAGAAUGAAUUACAAGGGUUACAGCAAAGUUUAACUGUUUUUAAUAACAUAAUGUCUAUGCCGGUUUAAUCAGAGGUACUCACUACUGCCUUUUUUUUUUUAACAAAGAACGUAUUUAUUGAAAACAUGAUACAGGAUGUAGUGCCUUAACCAAUAUAUUUUGUGAUUUUUAAAUAUAUUUAAAAUCGCUCUGCUGCUCUAUUUGUUUAGUGCAAAUGACUUUCUGUGUACAACUGAUGCUUGUUCUUAUUUUAAUAAAUUUCUCAAAACAAAGGCUAUUUUCUGCCGAUACCUUUCAGGGUGGAUUGGUCAGACUGUUUGUUGAUGGUUUUGUGACUUUUUAUAACUAGAGAAAAACAACAGCAGCAACUCUUCCUUCAGAUCAUCAUUAAAAAGUGUGUGUCCUUCCCUGUUCAUGUCAUUUUUAAAACCAUGAUCCCAGGGCCUCUGUGGUGCCAGAAGGGGUUAAGCACAGCACUAUAAAGCUAUCUGCAGUCUCUGCAGCUCGAGUUAGAUCCCUGGCCAGGGAACUAUCCACAUGGCACAACAGACCUCUCCUGCCUUGCUCGCUGCUCCUCUCAGCAGUGUGUUUCAGUCAGCCUGCCUGUUCUGUUCCCCACUCUGUCUCUGGUGAAUCCUCUCACCCCCAGCACCUCUGGCCUGUACCGCAGCUCUUGUAUGCAUAAAUAAAUAAAUCUUAAAUAAAUAAAUAAAGCCUUGAUCCCCAGAGCCUCCCUGGUGGUGCAGAGGUUAAAGUCUCAGCACUAUGAAGCUAUCACCAGCCACUGAGGCAUGCGUUCGAUCCCCGGCCAGGGAACUUACCCACAUGGCACAGCAGACCUCUCCUGUCUCGCCCGCUGCUCUCCUCAGCAGUGUAUUCCAGUUAAUCCACCUGUCCUGUUCCCCUCUCUGUCUCUGGUGAAUCCACUCACCUCCCACACCUCUGGCCUGUACCCCAGUUCUUUGUAUGCAUAAAUAAAUAAAAAUAAAACAACCAAACAAACCUUGCUCUCCAUGUCAGAGACACAUGGGCUCAGUCAAGCACUACGGUGAUACUUUCUGAGAUAAUGGAGUUACUCAGGAGCCUCACCUCACAAUGUCAUUGCACAAGAAUCUGGCCUUUUUCUCUUUUUUUCAACUUGCUGUCUUUUUCUCCAUCCCAGGAGUUUUAGCAGCAAAACUAGAAGUAGCUAUGUUUUGCUCACAGCAAUUCCCACACCUUUGGAAACUACAUCACUUGCUGCUUGUGUGCACAAACACCUGUUCUAACCAGUUCAGUGGCCUUCAGGCAGGCCUGCCCUUCAGAGUUUUUCUUGUGCUCCUUGAAUCCCAGCUCCCUUCUGCCCUGAAGGUUUCAUGCAAAUUCUUGCUUUUAGUCCGCACACCAAAUAAAACUGGUGUAAUAGCCAACUAAGAGUUGUUGUUUGUUGCUUCCCCACCCCCUCCCCUCAGAUCCUUACUUCCUAGUGAUAGUAGGACAAAGUAGGGCAGGAAAUGUGUGCUUAAGUACAUGAAGAUAUAAGUGGUGGUGAUGGUGUAUACAGGACAGUGAGAAAAAAUUCUGGAAGCAAGCAAAUCAUUUGGUCAGAUAGUGGUGGACCUUAUAAACAUAGCAACAUGAGAUUUCUUUCCAACUCUUCCCUACAAGGAGAAAUAUAUCUUGGUACUUCAGAACAGCACAUUCUUUGUUUUCUCCUCAUCUUCUUCCUUUCCACUUCCUGACUUUCAGGUUUAGCACUAAUCUUCAACAUUCUUUCCUUAUAGGUAGGGAAUUAAGAAAUCAGAUGGUGCCAGAUUGGUCAACUAUGCUUAUGUGUAAAGGUUUGAUGGAUUAGGAAAUGUUGUUUAUGAGAUUCUGAAUGACAAGCAUAUAUGAAGACUUAAGCAUAUUUAAGCAUCUCCAAUACUAACAUGCAUAAAUCAUCAAGGAUUGACUAUACACAGAUAAAAGAAUAGCCACUUAUUUAUCUUCCCCUUAACGUGCAUUUAAUUCUAUGAUGAAUAGUCACUAUUAUUGGGUCAGUGAUCCUACAUAUUCACUAAAUAAUGAAAAUGAUAUACAAGCAAUUCCUAAUAUAUACUGCACAGAAUUCUCUUUUUUGCUUUUUAAAAAUUUUAUUGAAAUUAUUACUAAAAAUAACUGGUCAUUGGCUGGAGUUUGGACAUUUUAGUUUGACAUGAGAAAAACCUAGACGUAAUAAAAAUACUUUUCUAGGGUCAGCAAUGGUGGCUGCAAUGAACUGAGAGACAAGCUGUUCACAUCAUUUUUCAGUGGCUUACCCUUUGUACCAAGCCACCUUUCCUUACCCCACCCCAGCCAUUAAAUGUCUUUUUUACAGACCUUCCAAUUUGGAUUAAUUGCAGGGAAGGCCAGCCUCAAUUAUGAAGAAUCUAAAUUAUAGGAUGUUUUUAAAAGUAAUGCAAUAUUGUUACCUUAAAUACAUGAGCAACAGACUGACGGGCACAGCUCCUC
Molecule: messenger RNA, 5859 nt
Organism: Talpa occidentalis (Iberian mole)
Lineage: Eukaryota; Metazoa; Chordata; Mammalia; Eulipotyphla; Talpidae
Gene: PAPSS2
Product: 3'-phosphoadenosine 5'-phosphosulfate synthase 2
Exons: 12
Coding region: 216-2063 (615 amino acids)
Biological process (GO): 3'-phosphoadenosine 5'-phosphosulfate biosynthetic process; sulfate assimilation
Molecular function (GO): adenylylsulfate kinase activity; sulfate adenylyltransferase (ATP) activity; ATP binding
Source: RefSeq, a predicted model, not a curated record